AUGAUGUUCACCAAGGCCUUCAUCGCUGCUGCCUUUGCUACCCUCUCCACUGCCCUGCCCCAUGUCAUCCAGCGCAGCGGCAACUCCUCUGCCUCUGGAGGCGGCGUCAAGAUCGUCAACAACCUGAGCCAAACCGUCUACGCGUGGUCGGUCGCUGAUAGCGUCAGCGACAUGCAUACCCUCUCUGCGGGCGGCGGCUCCUACUCCGAGCAAUGGCGCACCAACAGCAACGGCGGCGGCGUCUCCAUCAAGCUGUCCACCAAGCCCGACCAGUCCGAUGUCCUCCAGUUCGAGUACACCCAGUCCGGCGGCGACACGAUCUUCUGGGACAUGUCCUGCAUCGAUAUGGGCACCGGCUCUGAGUUCACCAAGUACGGCUUCACUGUUGAGCCUUCCCAGACCAGCGGCGACUGCCCCUCCGUCAACUGCAAGGCCGGCGACUCUGCUUGCGCCGAGGCCUACCUGCAGCCCAAGGACGACCAUGCCACCCACGGCUGCCCUAUCGACACCUCUUUCGUCCUGAACAUUGGAAACUAG
Messenger RNA from Aspergillus viridinutans, 537 nucleotides. RefSeq names its product putative extracellular thaumatin domain protein. Lineage: Eukaryota; Fungi; Ascomycota; Eurotiomycetes; Eurotiales; Aspergillaceae. The record is from RefSeq and is a predicted model, not a curated record. Bases 1 to 537 code for a protein of 178 amino acids. The transcript has a single exon.